AUGGCCAGUAAUUUUCCUUUAAUGCAUACAAAGAUUGUGAAUCAAUAUGUAAAAAGAUUGUCAGUUGAAGGCUUGACAGUGACGGUUUUCAAAUCUUGUGAUGAAAUUAAAACUGUUCUAAAAGACUUCGUAGCUGCUGAAGCUUUAUCACAGUACGUUACAUGGCAGAGACAAACUUCUUCAAACAUGUGGGAUAACUUUCAACCUCGGUCUGCUCACGUCUUAGAAGUUGCUUUCAAGGCUCGCGAUGGCAACAAAACAUAUCCGAUAUUGAACAGAAUAAACGUUCCUUACUUCAAAAACAAUGCACUGCACAGGACUAUCGUCGACCUUUCUACCUUAGAGAAUGGCAUGCAUGGCGGCAAUCCACCAAAAGUUCGAAGAAAAAUAAAUGAAAAAAGUGCUGACGAUGUUUUACCAGACUAUUGGUCUGACAUGAAAGGACAACAACUGAUAAAAGUUAAGUUAAGUUCAACAUCUAAAGAAUAUCAAACAGUUUUCACAAAAUUCAUAGCAUCGGGACAAUUUCAUCAAAAUAUUAUUCAUAUUGAAAGAAUACAGCAUGUAUAUUUGUAUAAGCAAUAUGUCGCCAAAAAGGCUGAGGUAACAAAGAAACUCCAAGGAUCGGGAGUUCAAGUAGAGAGAGAAUUAUUCCACGGAACGACUGAUGAUGAUAAAAUAAUUCAAAAUGGAUUCGAUAGAAGCUAUGCUGGAAAAAAUGCUACUUCUUAUGGAAAGGGUGUUUAUUUUGCUCUGAAAGCAACCUAUUCUCAACGUUAUGCUCAUCCAAAUAGUAGAGGAGAAAAAAGAAUGUUCCUAGCCAAUGUCGUUACGGGAUAUUACUGCCAAGGAUAUCGAAGCAUGGUCGCACCACCUCCAAGAACCAACAGUAACAUUAAGAAUGAUCUGCAUGACAGUGUAGUAGAUCGCAUCUCUGCUCCUACGAUAUGGGUGAUAUUUAAAGAUGCAAGUGCUUAUCCCACAUAUCUAAUCACAUUUAAAUAGUUUUUUGGGACCUCCCGGAGUAUGCGCACCAAGUUGGCGCACAACCUGAACUCAGGAUAUGUACCAGGUUAGGCUUCAGGUUAUGUAUGACGUGUAUCUAAUCAUUUUUCAUUCAUCAAAGUUAAUUAUAUUUUACAUAAUGGUACUGGGAGACUAACUCACCUGUGGAGACGUCUCAAAAGUACUUUGUCCCACACUUGUACUGCACUUACCCCACUUGCCACACUUUUCCUGAUUAUAGGAAUCCUGCUGCAUAUAUAUACUUCAUCCAUUUUCACAUGCUUUUUAUCAAUCCCAACCUAGAACAUACCACGAAUCUCACUCUAUACACUUACUCUAAUUCAUUGCAAAAGUUUUAAAGCUAACUAAAUUUGCCACAAGUUUCAUAUUCUAGCCCAUUACAUUGGUACAAAUGGGGACAAGGGGUACAACAAAUAGAAAUGGGUCAAAAGUGGACUUAUCUAUGCAGUUAGAGCAGAAUCUGUCACUUAUGAGUCAUGAAUUUGCUAUCACUGCUUAAUUCUUUGCUUUCUUUUAAUUAUAUUCCAGUAAUUAUGUAGAAUGCUUAGCUUUGUAUCUAAUAAUGAACAAUCCAGCAAACUGUUUUUAUCAAAAAUAAACAGUGUAUAAACAUAUUUACAGUAGUAAGUGAUAAUUUUUGGUUUUGCAAUUUAAAAAAUAUUAUGAAUUUUGCAAUCUUUGUUUAUAUUUAUUUUUUAAUUAAUUCUUAUUUAAGCCUGAUUGGUAUUUACUGUUUCAGCCGAGACUGGAAUCUGCACUUUCAUUACCUCUUUUGCAUAAACGAAAAAUGAUAAUAACA
Messenger RNA from Styela clava, 1825 nucleotides. RefSeq names its product protein mono-ADP-ribosyltransferase PARP14-like. NCBI's taxonomy places the organism in Eukaryota, Metazoa, Chordata, Ascidiacea, Stolidobranchia, Styelidae. Gene Ontology annotation, cellular component: nucleus; cytoplasm. Gene Ontology annotation, molecular function: NAD+ poly-ADP-ribosyltransferase activity; transcription corepressor activity. The record is from RefSeq and is a predicted model, not a curated record. Gene Ontology annotation, biological process: protein poly-ADP-ribosylation; negative regulation of gene expression.